Molecule: messenger RNA, 1567 nt
Organism: Pecten maximus
Lineage: Eukaryota; Metazoa; Mollusca; Bivalvia; Pectinida; Pectinidae
Exons: 10
Coding region: 76-1269 (397 amino acids)
Source: RefSeq, a predicted model, not a curated record
AAUAAGAAACCAAAACAUCCGGUGAGUCAUUAUGUCAAGGACCAUGCGAAGUAUAAAUGCACUGUGAAACAUAUUAUGAUGGCGACCGAAACGGAUGGCCGUUCAAAAUGGGCAGGCUACACAGAGACAGCUCACCCGGAGAUAUUCGACAUCCGUGCCAUGCCACCCCAGCCCAAAACGAAAAAACCCGGCCAGCUUUCUCCGGAAGAGAUAAAACAAUAUUUUGAGGAGGGAUAUGUCAUAGUGAAGGACUUCUUCACGAAGGAGGAAUUGGAGCCAUGUCUCCGAGAUUUCGAGAUCUUGGUGGAAAACCUGGCUCAGAAGCUAUACAAAGGUGGCAAAAUCACAAAUCUCUAUGAGGACAGCGAUGUGUUUACAAGACUGAUCAAACUUAACGAAGAGUUCCCGGGGGCUGCAGUACUCCUUCACAAGAUAGGGAACCUUCCACAGUCGCUACGGAAUCUGUGGGGUAACGAGCGUCUGCUUAAUGUGAUGGAGCAGGUGCUUGGUCCGGAUAUUUCUGGAAUGCCUAAUUGGAAUUUACGGACAAAGACACCAUACAAUGAAGAGCUCACCGUCCCCUGGCACCAAGAUGCCGGUUACCUUGACAACGACUCGUACAAAACAUUGCUGGCGACAGUCUGGAUACCUUUCCUGGAUACAAAUAAACACAACGGCUGUAUGGAGGUCAUCCCGAAAGGUCACCGCAGUGGGAGGGUGGGUAUGCACCAGUGUUGUGCGGGCGGAACCUGGUAUAUUAUGAUCGAGGAUGAGGAAAUGAAGAAAACCUUGGGUUGUUCAACAGAGGAGAGAAAAAUCUGUCCGAUUCCUUACGGAGGCUUUUUGUUAUUCAACAACGUAAUCCCACACAGGAGUCUAGAAAACUUUUCUGACAAAGUCCGUUGGAGUAUCGACUUACGAUUCAAGAAGACGGGGCUACCUAAUGGGAUGUUCGGUCUAAAACCAGACGUGGAAAUGCGAUCCUCUAAAGACCCUAAUAUGAAGAUAGACUGGGAUACAUUUGACUCUAUAGACAGAACAAAGGCGCAGAUGAAGUCAGUCAAAGAUAUUGUCAAGGUAGAGGAGGAACAGGAUUUCGACUGUUCCGUCCAGGGCCCCUGGAUGAGGAAGUGGGAGCUAACUCACGACAAUAUCCACGUGAGAAAACACUUGUACGUGGAGCGGGUGAGGGCGCAGGAGGAAGAGGAGAAACGACAACAGGAACUCAAGGAAUCUCCUGCCACAAAGAAACGGAAGCAGGAAGCCUGAUGCUGUGAUACAAAUACGAACUCGUUAUAAAUUACCUAAAAUAUUGGACUUAUUCCCAUUUAAUUAGGUGUUAUAUUGGAUUGAAUCAGAUAUACAACUCAAUGGACUGUCUUUUAAAUGAAUUCAUUGGAAAAGUGUUAAAAAUCAUUUUCAUUUGCAUCACAGAAUGUUAAUAUGGAAUUUAUGGGAAAAGUGUUCAAAAUCAUUCUUAUUUGCAUCACAGAACAUUGUAUUGUUAAUAUGAAAUUAAUUAAUCGUAUAAUUGUAAUUUUAUGAUGAAAUAAAUCAUUCUAUUGGC